GAUGGGCGACUUCCGAGACAUCAGAGGCUUCUUCACCAAGGCCGAGUGGGGCGAUCUGGCCGAGUGCGAGAAGCGGCGCUACAGGAACAUCAAGCAGAACCACGCCGUCAUGCUGAACCUCGGGAUGAACCCGGCCCAGCCCGAGUUCAUGCGAGCACGCGGCAAGCGCAGGGCGAGGGGGAAUGGAGCGGAGUGCGGGCGGUCGAGCGACUCCGACGAGGAAUGGACGAGGAGGAGGAAGACGAAGGAGGUGGCGGUGCACGGAGGACGAAGAGGCGGAGGAGGCAAACGAGGAGGCAAGGGGGCUGCUUCACGCUGGGCUACCGUGGGAGAGUCGCACGCGAGGGCAGCUCCCAGCAAGCGCAAGACUAAAGCGGAAGCCCUGGAGUACGUGUGGAGCAUCUUGCAGGGCGUGGAGGAGGAGCAGCAGCAGGAGGAGGAGUUCAGGGGAUUUGAGCUGAGGGAGGUGCACAAGGCCAGGAUGGCGAUGUUCAGGCUGGAGCGCAGAGCCACCGCCUGCAAGGAGGCCCUGAGGGUGGUGCUCCAGAGGAUACGUGGAGGCUCCUCCGUGCCGCCGGCCUCCUCCGCCCAGGCUGCGGCGGUGUCGCUCAGCGCUCGCUCUCGCUACGGCCUGCGGCAGCGCGAGAGGAAAGUCUACACAGAGGUGGAGGAGCCCCAGGACGACGACUUCUUCUUCUGCGAGCUGUGCAGGGAUUUCUACCUGGGGGAGUGCUCCGUGCACGGCCCGCCAGAGUUCAUCGCGGACGCGGCCGUGGCCCCGGGAGUGGCCGACAGGGCCCGGCUCAGCCUGCCCCAGGGCCUCACCGUCGGCGCCUCCUCCAUCGCCGGCGCCGGCCUCGGGGUGUGGAGCAACAGGAAGAAGCUGCCCAAGGGGGUGAUGUUUGGGCCCUACCAGGGAGAGGUGUCUGAGGAGAACCCCGUGAGCGAGUACUGCUGGCUGAUUUACAAAAACAAAAAGGAUCGUGAAUAUGUUGAUGCUCAGGAUGAAUCAAAAUCAAAUUGGAUGAGGUUCGUCAACUGCGCGAGGAAUGAGCAGGAGCAGAACCUGGUGGCCUUCCAGCACCGGGGGCAGAUUUACUACCGCACGUUCCGUGCCGUGGGGCCCGGCUCUGAGCUGCUGGUCUGGUACGGCGAGGAGUUCGCCCAGGAGCUGGGCAUCGCCUGCGAGGCCGGGCCCUCGCGACGCCGCAGCAGCAGCAGCGAGUUGGCUCCCAGGGCCACCGCCAGAGACCUGCAGCCCGUGCAGCCUCCACCAAGCGAGGAACACUGUGAGCACCGCUCACCAGAGACUCACCACUGCUCACCAGACUAUAGCCACUACUCACCAGAGAUGAUAGCCACCACUCACCAGAGAGUGCAAGUUAGUAACAGGUGUGGUGUAGUGGGUGUGGAGGUCACAAGGCUGCCGUGUCCUGCCUGCAACCGUCAGUUCAUCUUCCGCUCUAGUCUAGAGCAUCACGUGCAGAGGAGACACCCCACUAAGCCCAGUAACAAAAGUCAUCAGUGUGACCAAUGUCCAUACAGCACAGACCGCAAGAGUAGCUUGAAGAUACACCAGAGAACACACACGAGAGAGAAGCCGUUCAAGUGCACCGUGUGUGAGAAGGCGUUUGCACAUCUACAACAUCUUCACAGCCACCAGAGAACACACACGGGAGAGAAGCCGUUCAAGUGCACCGUGUGUGAGAAGGCGUUUGCACAACUACCACAUCUUCACAGCCACCAGAGAACACACACGGGAGAGAAGCCGUUCAAGUGCACCGUGUGUGAGAAGGCGUUUGCACAUCUACAACAUCUUCACAGCCACCAGAGAACACACACGGGAGAGAAGCCGUUCAAGUGCACCGUGUGUGAGAAGGCGUUUGCACAACUACCACAUCUUCACAGCCACCAGAGAACGCACACGGGAGAGAAGCCGUUCAAGUGCACCGUGUGUGAGAAGGCGUUUGCACAACUACCAGAUCUUCACAGGCACCAGAGAACACACACGGAAGAGAAGCCGUUCAAGUGCACCGUGUGUGAGAAGGCGUUUGCACGGCUAUCAGAUCUCCACAGCCACCAGAGAACACACACGGGAGAGAAGCCGUUCAAGUGCACCGUGUGUGAGAAGGCGUUUGCAUUACUAUCAACACUUCAUAGCCACCAGAGAACACACACGGGAGAGAAGCCGUUCAAGUGCACCGUGUGUGAGAAGGCGUUUGCACGGCCAUCAACACUUCACAGGCACCAGAGAACACACACGGGAGAGAAGCCGUUCAAGUGCACCGUGUGUGAGAAGGCGUUUGCAUUACUAUCAACACUUCAUAGCCACCAGAGAACACACACGGGAGAGAAGCCGUUCAAGUGCACCGUGUGUGAGAAGGCGUUUGCACGGCCAUCAACUCUUCACAGCCACCAGAGAACACACACGGGAGAGAAGCCGUUCAAGUGCACCGUGUGUGAGAAGGCGUUUGCACGGCCAUCAACACUUCACAGCCACCAGAGAACACACACCGGCCAGAAUGCAUUUUCUCAUCCACGUGAAAACAGAAAAGUCAGCCAUCCAGAGCACAAAGCGCACAGCGCCGAGCUGUGAAUUAGUUUCAAACAACAGGCCACGUGAUUAGCCGAGGCUGUGCCACUCUUGAAACUGAUUUUGAACGUGAACACGGAAACCUACGGAAUCCUCCUACACCUGCCUCACACCCUGUGGGGGGCGGGAGAUUAAACCGGUCCCAACCACUGCACGUCCCCACCCCACCCCCACCACCUGGGGGUCCCUGUGUGUGUGAGUGUGCAGAGUCCCCCGUGCAGAGCUGCACUGUUGUUACCCUAGAGGGGGGCACCGCAGGGCGAUCCACCUACAGAUACCCCAGUCUGCACGUCUCCCGCCGCUCUCCGUGAGCACCGCGUGCCGACUCGUAGCCCUGCCCCGUGCGACGUAUGUACAGUGCGUACAGUGCGUACCCAUCCAGCGGUAGGCCG
Petromyzon marinus (sea lamprey) is the source of this 2985-nucleotide messenger RNA. The record is from RefSeq and is a predicted model, not a curated record. Lineage: Eukaryota; Metazoa; Chordata; Hyperoartia; Petromyzontiformes; Petromyzontidae.